Molecule: messenger RNA, 3066 nt
Organism: Polychytrium aggregatum
Lineage: Eukaryota; Fungi; Chytridiomycota; Chytridiomycetes; Polychytriales
Exons: 17
Biological process (GO): cilium movement; cilium assembly
Cellular component (GO): motile cilium; extracellular exosome
Molecular function (GO): protein binding
Source: RefSeq, a predicted model, not a curated record
AUCAGAGUGAUCUCAGCCAGAAAUAUCCGGGGAGUAAAGGGCGAACACGUCAACAGCUUUGUUCGGGUCCAGUUUGCUGAUUUCGAUUACAAAGAUUCUCAAGUGGUUAUUGACAAUCCUCAUCCAGAAUAUUCUUUCUUGAUCGAACAAAAGUUCCAUAUUGACGAGAGCUUCAUCGACACGAUCGGCAACAAGAAGCUCGUCGUGACAGUAAUUGAGUCGCUUCCCAAGGAGAAAACCGCCAUUCUCGGCGUGACCGAAAUGUCGUUCAUGGGCAAACUCCUCAAUUUCAUUUCACGCGACCCAAGUGUGGAAACCGUGUCUCCAGAGCCACCCCCAUUAUCGGUCUCCGAGACGCUCUCCGUCAGCUAUGCUAAUCCCAAACUUCUUCCGGUCCCAAAGUCGCCGGAAGAGGACAUUUCUCCUCGUAUCGAAGUCGAAAUCACCUUUGACGACCAUUUGAUUCGGCCCGACAUUCAAGAUACGUCCAACUGCAUUUGCUUAAAAAUCGAAGACAUGCUGCCCGUCCCGGACGAGUGGAACGUCAAAGAAGGAUCGGAGAAAGAUCUAAACUCCAGUGAUCUAACCAACCUGCUGUGCAAUACACGGGGGCUCAAAGACAUUUUUCAGUACUCUCUCAACUUUGUCGUCCCGGCAGAAAGCUCUCCAGAGCGUCUCAUCAACGUAGGCGGAGGCACAUUGACCGUUUCGGAUGCAAGCUCCACAGCGGAGGCAAACGCGAUCCAGCCGCAGCCAAUUUACAUUCCUAAGCCCAAAAACUCGGCCAGUAGUCUUGGCCACAAUGGAGCAACCCUCUCGGAGCUUCCACCAGCAGAAAAGGUUGAAAAGACCGGGGCAGAUCCAUCCAACAUCAACACGAAAAAAGUGCUUUGGCAUACAAGUCACUAUAUCUGGCUUCCACCGACCGCGGUCGUCCGUCUCCGCGAGUGGGCACUGGCAAAGCGUCCGAUCGAGAUCGAGUUUGUUCGAGAGCUUCAACCCAAAUUUGCUCAUUUGACAGACCCGUACGUGAACAAAUACCGGGGCAAAGUAGUCGUUGACAGCAGUGCCCUUAUAUAUGCAGCAAGCUAUGCAGGAAUCAAAUUAACAAUCAAUGUUUAUACAUUAGGCGGAAACAUAUAUAAAUCACUGGGGACAUCAAUUUACUUGGAACUCUUGCUCGAAAAGCCAUUGCUAAACAAGAAAAAGCUCCAGCCGAUUACAAAGUCUGUAAGCGAUUUCAUACCAAGGCGCAUAAUUCCAUCCCAUAUGCUCUAUCAGCGACGAUCUGUCAAGGCCAACCAGGAGUAUCGGGAGCAGAUCCAAGAUAUUGUGCGAAUUUUGGUUCAGGAGUACCAAAGGGAGUUUGCCAAGGAUGGCGAAUUUGCGGCUGCAGUGACGGCUGACGAUACACAGCAGGUAAUCCGCCAUUUCUCUCAAUUCCAGCGCCGCCGCAAGUUCAUGUUUCAUCUGAACAGAAGUGGCGUGUAUUUUAGUUUCAAGGAGCGCCUCAAAGCAGCCGUCGUUGAGGUGGUUCGCGAGCAAUUCCAAAAGAAAUCGCCAUUCUCCACAAAGGCGGAGCUUCAGUGUUUCUUGAGCGAGAUAUACGUCUAUUUAAACGACCAAAUGCACAUUUCAACAGCCCAAAUGUUUAAGAACAGGGUUGCACUUGCAGAAGAUCCAACCAUCAGCCGCACUGCCGACUUCAAUUCUCUCAAAUCGUUUGCCGAUCGCGAAGAAACCGAAAGAAACCUCCAUGUCGCAGCCCUCUAUCAUCAAGAGCGUGUCUCUAAAUACGAAGAGAGUAUGCAAGCAUGGUUUGAUUACGGCUGCUUUUGUGUCCGUACUGGCCUGCCCUCAAAAGGCGAGGAGUGCUUCAAAGAAAUCCUUCAGAGAAAUCAAAAACACAUUCCAAGUCUACUAGGCUAUGGAUCUCUCUGUUGCGUGAACGAGCGCUACGAAGAAGCACGGGUGUUUUUCAACCGCGUUACGGAAAUUCAGCCCAAAUAUGUGCUGGGAUUAACAGCGAUGGGCCUCUUCUAUGACAUCAUAGGAGAGGAACUCGAGUCAGAGAAGUAUCUGGCCGAUGCCGAAAAGCUGCACAGCGAAUCAAGCUCAAGCAACGAUAUAUCGAUAUUUAUGCUGUCGGCCGAGUUUUUGGUCCAAUGUCAUGCCGGUCAGCUGGUCGAGAGAGCACUAUCACAGGAGAUGCUGAAAAACGGUCCGCAGGUUCGACCUUAUCUGCUUCUGAGUCAGCUCGAAGUUCAGCGCAGCAACUUCAAGGUGGCCGAAAAGCAUGUCCAGGACGCCAUAGAUGUGAAGCAAGAUAGCCCGGAUGCCUGGGCAGCACUUGUCAUAUCGCUUCCGAAGCCCCCGCACAACCUGGCCCUGAUCUACCUGCGUCUCGGCCAUUUGUACCUGCGUAAAGCUGGUUUUGUUCCGUCAGACAGCAUCAGAUGCCUUCUUGGCGAGAUAUCCGAGAGUCAGGAUGCUCUUGGAUUCAAAACACAGGACACGCACUCGGCCAAUUUGGCCAAGGCGAUAUAUAUCAAAUCAUGUGAGCUCGAGCCCACAAGUAACGGAUGGUUGGGAGUCGGCAAGGCGUGCUUAGCGCUGAGCGAGUAUGCAGAAGCCGAGGAUUCUCUCGCUGUAAGGAUUCCCGGCCUACCCCUCAUCACGACCACGAAAGCAUGCUCUACCAACGUGCUGAACAAUAGGGAUAGCGAAGUAUGGGCCUACAUCACCAUUCUUUGUCUUCAGACCAAUCGGGAGUUUGAAGCCAAUCAAGCAGUCGCACAGGCUCUUAGAAUAGGCAUACGCAACGCUGAGAUUCUCAAGCUCCUCGGGGUGGCGUUUCUUCGGGCCCAGAAAAAUGGAGCUGCAUCGGAGUGCUUCCGAAUGUGCCUCGAGCUGGACCCGUCGGACGAGCAGACACAGCGUCUCUUUGAGCAGGCCCUUGAUCCUCCAAUCAAAUCCGAUCUACUUGCACUCGAGCGGGAGGAUCUCGAAGAGUCGGCCAGCGACGAAUGCUCCGAUAGCAAUGACGUUCAAGAGCCGGUUUUUUGA